GUGAUCUGGAAGUUCUUUCAUUUUAGCGAGCGCAGAAUAUUAGCUUCUUGCUGUUUUUCACCCCGAGUCCAAACAGCGUUUUUCGGUGAAAGAAGCCGGUAAACUCGCUCGCGGACGGAAGGGACGUCAUUCGGCGUGUCGCUGUGCGGUUGUUCGGCAGUAAAACUGGCUUUGAUGCAGAAUCUGCUAAGCUAAUUUAGCAUUAGCUGCCCGUCGGGCUGUCGGCAGAAAAACAGUUGGAACAGAGGACGACUGAAACAACGGGGGUUCAAACAUCUCGCAUCACCAUCUGGUUCUGAGAUGACAUCACAGCAGCCUCGUCUCCCCAGUGCUGUGAUUCCUGCCCAGCUUUCCCAGAACUCCUCUGCUCACCAGGGCAGGCCUCGCAUUCAGGCUAACCAGCUGGACUCCAGUCAAGGUCGUGGAGCUGCUCAGCCUCUGGAACAGAGGGACCUGACUAGUCGGGUGGAGAGUUCCAGUGGAGGGGGGGCCAGCAGGAAUCUCACUGCCGCCACUCGUCCGGCCUCCGGAUUGUCCAGACAAGAUGUCAGCUCAGAGCCUUGGCCAGAAGAGGCAGCGGAUGACUCCCACGGGCUGUACUCUCUCCACCGUAUGUUUGACAUCGUUGGAGCUCAGCUGACGCACCGGGAUGUCCGGGUGCUGUCAUUCCUCUUUGUUGAUGUGAUCGAUGAGUAUGAGCGUGGUGGCAUUAGGAGUGGUAAAGACUUCCUGCUUGCCCUGGAGCGCCAAGGUCGCUGUGAUGAGACGAACUUUCGACAUGUGUUGCAGCUUUUAAGAAUUAUCACGCGCCAUGACCUGUUGCCUUACGUCACCCUCAAGAAACGGCAGGCUGUGUGCCCAGACCCUGUUGACAAGUACCUGGAAGAGACAUCUGUGCGCUACAUUUCCCCAAGAGGAGCACUGCAUGGAGGAAACGCUGCACCUCAAAGGAGGACAGGUCCUCAGCCAGUCAUGUGCUGUUCUCCAUCAGGACCACAAGUUUGUCCACCACGAACUAAGCCAAUGCCUGCUGCUCCACGGAAGAGGAAGAGGAGUCAUUCCUCAGCUGACUGCAGAGAGAAACAAACAUGCGAUAUCCGUCUCCGUGUUCGUGCUGAAUAUUGCCAACACGAGUCGGCGCUUCAAGGCAACGUCUUCUCCAACAAGCAGGAAGCUGUGGAGCGGCAAUUUGAGCGCUUCAACCAGGCCAACACCAUCCUGAAAUCCAGAGACUUGGGCUCCAUCAUAUGUGACAUCAAGUUCUCUGAGCUCACAUAUCUGGAUGCCUUCUGGAGAGACUACAUCAACGGUUCUUUACUUGAGGCCCUUAAAGGGGUCUUCAUCACAGAUUCCCUAAAACAGGCUGUGGGCCACGAGGCGAUAAAACUCCUGGUCAACGUGGAUGAGGAGGACUACCAGGCAGGGCGCCGCAAACUGCUCCUUAAUUUGGUCACAAGUGGCGGUAGCCCAGCAGGAGGCAGCAAAGAGGCUGUGUCUUAGAGGCUCCCAUGCCUCCUGGAUGGAUUGAAGUGACACGUGACCUCUGAGGUGCCACCUGACCUCUGGGUGAUGGCUGGUCCAGGAUCUGUGUGUGGCACUCCUAGCAGAGCAUGCAUGGUGCAAAGAGCAGCAGACGGUGCAUUGUGUUCCACAUGAGCCUGAAUGUUAAGCUGUUACUGUUCUGUAGGAGGAGAGGCCCGAACCUUUGUUUUUAGUAUUCUAGCUCAUUAACGGUUGAUUGGUGGCUCCUGCUCAUCAGUUUGUGUAAAUAUAGGAAGCAUCCUUCGGCAAAGCUGUUACUCCCAGAGGGAGCUGUACCUCCACCUCAUCUGUUGCAGAUUAUUUUAAGGUUGAUUGGAAUGUUUUUGUUUUUAAGACAGCUCCCCGUCAUCUGUAUGUAGCUUCCCCGUCUCUAUAUUUUUGUCACUCCACGUUUGUAGGAUUGUGACAUUUCUGAUGUGUCGUCACUGUCUAAAUGUUUUUAACACGCUCAGUUUUAACGUGCGUUUGAAGCAGCGUGGUUCUUUGGCAGGUGGUUUCCUGUUCGUCUCAGUCUACAUGCCCACUCGCCUCUUCAACCAUCUUACAUGAAGAUUAAGUUCUGCUCAGACUAAAAGUGGGUGUAAGUCGGAGCCGGCAGGCGUAGAGGACGCUCACAGCUCUGCUCACUGCGUGGUUUAAGUCCCCUGUUUGCAGCCUCACCAUCUCUCUGUCAGUUCUUGGUGCCACUUUAUGGCUGCAGCUUUGAUCCGCUGUCAUCCUGAGCAGCACCGACCCGUGUUUGUGCCAUAAUGUGCGUGGAGCCGCUCAGUCAGUCUUCAACAACCUCCUGGAGCUCAGUGUUCACUCGGCUUUCUCACAGUUAACACAGAAGCAUAAUGGUGUUGAAAUUUAGCCGCCAUGUUGCCGAGCGUUUCUGAAAGUGUUCCCAUCCACCAAGUACAGGACCAGUCCCACAUAACCUGCUUCAAA
Thalassophryne amazonica is the source of this 2472-nucleotide messenger RNA. It is a transcript of the gene dedd, whose product is annotated as death effector domain containing. Gene Ontology annotation, cellular component: nucleolus. Gene Ontology annotation, biological process: apoptotic process; extrinsic apoptotic signaling pathway via death domain receptors; regulation of apoptotic process. Gene Ontology annotation, molecular function: DNA binding; protein binding. The coding region runs from base 301 to 1500 and encodes 399 amino acids. Lineage: Eukaryota; Metazoa; Chordata; Actinopteri; Batrachoidiformes; Batrachoididae. The record is from RefSeq and is a predicted model, not a curated record. The transcript is spliced from 5 exons.